Molecule: messenger RNA, 2714 nt
Organism: Scaptodrosophila lebanonensis
Lineage: Eukaryota; Metazoa; Arthropoda; Insecta; Diptera; Drosophilidae
Exons: 4
Coding region: 1-2622 (873 amino acids)
Source: RefSeq, a predicted model, not a curated record
AUGUCCGCGCAAACGGAGCAGGAAAUAGAGCUGAGCGCAAAGGCGCUGCUGCUUCAACAAAAUAAAACUGAAAUAAAUAGCCUGAAGGGGCGCGACAGCGCCGAAGCAGAGCCAAUAAGCUCAGCCUCGCCUGAAGUAUUGGACAGGAGCGAGGAUAAGCCACUAAUGCUCGAGGCCAGGCACACGCUUUCUAUCGCCGAAACGAAAAAGCGGCGUGCUAGUGUCUACUCCAGCGAGAGUUUAUUUAUACCCAAGGAGCUGGCCCGAUCGGAAAUUAGCUUGCGGAAAAAGGGGCGCUACACAAAAUUUAAGGCGAUGAAUAAAAAUGAAUGUUCCAUCCGCAUGCUGAAGUUUCCCGUUUUAUCUGGUCGAGCCCGCUUGGUGGCAAGAAAACUGAGACAGAAACAAAGACCACAAUUAGUUGGUGAAUUUGCUUUUAAAAUGGAGAAUAAUAGCGGAGUUAAAGCAACCGGAGAGCAAAUGAUAGGGUUCGAAAAUAAUACGGACGCCAAAUACACACUUAGCUCUCCAUUGUUGCGCAGUAUGCCCGAUUUGAAUGCGGAAAUUAAUAAAAGCCCAACGGAUGGGCAGUUGAGUAGCGACGAUGAGAUAAGCAUUGUGUUCUUUGGCAUCGUGAAGAAAGAAAGCCAGGAACUCUCGCCAUGCGAAAACCGGCUAAACAAUGCAUUGGAAAUUAGCAAGGAAGAGCCGAGCAGCCAUCAUGAUGGGAUAAUCAAAAUAAACAAUUUCAGUUGGCACAGUCCUCACUGCUCUGAUGGUGAAAUGAAAAUGGGCAUUUUAAAGGACUUGGAAAAGUUUAUCAUGCAAAACCAUGAAUCCAAUAUGGAAACUUCAACCAUCUCUUUAGAUGGGGGGGAAGAGACAGCUCAGGAUCAAGUGAAAGCCAAAGAGCAGCAAACUGAGAACAUUAGCGACAUAUUAUAUUCAAUACUUCAAACGGGUCAAAGUCAACUGGACAAGGACUCUCAGCCGACAACAUCUUGGACGGCAAAGUUGCAGCAACAGCCACCGAACGUCGACCAACAAGAAGCAACAGUUGAACAACAAACUUACCUAGAACUGCAACAUCAAUCAACUUUUUUCAAAGAAAAAGAACAGUACUCGCCAUACUCGCUGCGGCAACAAUCAAAUAUGGAAGCACGAAGCUCUGUGCCCAUAAAUCAGUCGAGAGACGAGCCUAAUCUCCAAGUUUCCAAUGCGACCAUACUUGCCGAACUGCCCACAGUAGCAGCAAUACAGACGCCUUGUCAAUCGGAAAUAAUGCAGCCAGUCGAUUAUCCCGUAAUGUAUAGUAACCAAAUGCUGCAACAAUCUUGCGAUAAAGGGACAGAAAAUAUGCCGAUCACAAACCAACAGCAACAGCAAUUACCGGAAACAACUUAUUCUCCAACUGUCAGCUCUACGAGACUGUCCCAAAAUAUGCCCAUUCUACAGCAGCAGCAGCAACAGUUGCAACAACAACAUAUGCAGCAACAAGCGUUGCAACAGCAACAGUUGCACCAACAACAGCUGCAACAUCGACAGUUGCAGGAGCAUCAGUUGCAGCAAAAGCCUCAGGAGCAACUACAACAACUUCAAGUAUAUUACCAUCGCUUGAAGUGCCACAAACAUGAGCAACUGAAGCAGCUAGGAGCAAGGCAGACCAAGAUCUGUGCAGAGCGCGAAGAAUGUGUGCGCAGGCAUGCGGAGGAGAAACGCUUAUACGUGUCCCAAUUGGAGAAAUUCAAACGGAAUGAGGAGAGCUUGCAGGCAGAAAAGAAACGCUUAGAGACCAAAAUAGAGAGGAAACUGAAUCAUUUUGAGCAAUUAAUGAAGCAACAAUUUUGUCAGUUGCAGGAACAGUACAGAGCGCAACAAUACCAGCAAUGGAGACAGUCUCAAGACCAAUACCUUCUGCUGCAGCAACACCACAAAUCCAUGACAUUAAGACCGGAACUAAAUCGCAGUGCUUGUGUACCACAACAGCCAACAGAACCGCCUCCAUGGUAUCAGCGACCAUAUCAGCAAUGGUGUUCAGACCUUGGAACUGUCAUUAUUCCAGAUCAGCGACCCUACAACCACCCUACCUUCUGCCCAGCCAAUUGUCCAGGCUCAUUCCCAUCCGUUCCAGGCUUAACACAAGCAGCAGUCGCCCCAUCUCAGUGUCCACCUACACCAGCCCAUCCACAACAUUUAGCGCCCAUGACCGUAGAAUCGCUGCCCAGUUUUUCGCAAUUGAAUUACAUACGUCAGAGCAAUAUGGGUCCACCACCAACGAAAUCGCGAUUGUCAACCAAGCCAGAGCCAACGCUUAAGCCAUUGCAUCCACUUCAACCUCCUCCUCUUCAGAAUCAACGCAAAGCAUCCGGACCAGUUCCAACUAACAAUCGUAUCAUGCGACGGCGGCACACCAUCGACCACAGGGCGCACAGCGACCUUCUCCAUCUCUCCCAACAGUCCAACCACCUGCAGCAUCAACCGACCAGCCAGACCCCACAGUUAAGAGCAUUAAAUCUGAGUACGCAUAUAUCUAGCCCUAAUGACUAUUUUAAACGGCCAGACCCCACUCCACAGAAUGGUCACACUUAUGGUCAGAGAAAUAUCGGACCAUCAAUGAUAUAAAUCAUAAGCAUCAGUAUUGAAUCUGUUGAAUUAGUCGGCCCCCCAAUAUGCUUCCAUUAAGAAAAAUACGGACCUUCUUAGAUUUUGUAACA